GAAAUCAACGCAAAAAAAAUUUCAUUGUAUUAAUAUUGUUUCAUUAGCUAGCGUCAAAUUUCAAUGUCGAACCUUACCCUCUAUUUCACUCACAUUCAAUGUUUCUUACUCUCAUAUGCGAUGCAUUUAAAAAACGAACGAGUCGAAGAGAAAUAGCAACCUAUAAUUCUUAGGAUGGUACCUCCCUCGAUAAUAGGCGCGUAGCAAACCUAAACGUGUGACUAAUAAACAAGAAAUACAGUAGUGAUAACAAAAUGGUUCUCGCAGAUUUAGGACGUAAAAUAACAUCUGCACUUCGAUCCCUUAGCAAUGCAACUGUCAUUAAUGAAGAAGUUUUAAAUUCUAUGCUAAAGGAAAUAUGCGCGGCAUUACUUGAAGCAGAUGUUAAUAUCAGGCUUGUCAAAAAAUUAAGAGAGAAUGUACGUCUUGUAAUUGAUUUUGAUGAUAUGGCUGGUGGUCUUAACAAAAGGAGAAUGAUACAGAGCGCUGUAUUUAAAGAACUUGUAAAGCUUAUCGAUCCUGGAGUGAAAGCUUAUCAACCAAUCAAAGGAAGACCAAAUAUAAUCAUGUUCGUCGGUUUACAAGGUUCAGGAAAAACAACUACUUGUACGAAGCUUGCUUAUCAUUAUUUAAAGAAAAAUUGGAAGGCUUGUUUAGUUUGUGCAGAUACUUUUCGUGCUGGUGCGUACGAUCAAAUAAAACAAAAUGCAACAAAAGCAAGAAUUCCAUUUUACGGAAGUUAUACCGAAGUAGAUCCAGUUACAAUAGCACAAGACGGCGUUGAAAUGUUUAAAAAAGAAGGUUACGAGAUCAUUAUCGUUGACACAAGUGGUAGGCACAAACAAGAAGAAUCUUUGUUCGAAGAAAUGCUUCAAGUCGCGAAUGCAAUUCAACCAGACAAUAUAAUUUUUGUAAUGGAUGCAACAAUAGGUCAAGCUUGCGAAGCUCAAGCAAAAGCUUUUAAGGAACGUGUUAAUGUCGGUUCUAUUAUUAUUACAAAACUCGACGGACACGCAAAAGGUGGAGGUGCUCUUUCAGCGGUUGCUGCAACACAAAGUCCAGUAAUCUUUGUAGGUACAGGAGAGCAUAUAGAUGAUCUAGAACCUUUCAAAACAAAACCUUUUAUCAGUAAAUUAUUGGGUAUGGGCGAUAUCGAAGGACUUAUAGACAAAGUCAAUGAAUUAAAUCUCGAUGAUAACGAAGAAUUACUCGAAAAAAUCAAACAUGGUCAAUUUACUUUAAGGGAUAUGUACGAACAAUUUCAGAACGUUAUGAAAAUGGGACCAUUUUCUCAACUAAUGGGAAUGAUUCCUGGCUUCAGUCAAGAUUUUAUGUCGAAAGGUACAGAACAGGAAUCUAUGGCAAGACUAAAACGUAUAAUGACCAUCAUGGAUAGUAUGAACGAUUCAGAAUUGGACAACAGAGAUGGUGCAAAAUUAUUUAGUAAACAACCAGGUAGAAUCACAAGAGUGGCACAAGGUUCUGGAGUGACUGAAAAAGAAGUCAAAGAUGUAAUUACUCAAUAUACAAAAUUUGCAGCAGUUGUAAAGAAAAUGGGUGGUAUCAAAGGAUUAUUUAAAGCAGGAGAUAUGUCUAAAAAUGUAAAUUCAAUACAAAUGGCAAAAUUAAAUCAUCAAAUGGCAAAAAUGAUGGAUCCUAGAGUUCUACAUCAAAUGGGAGGUAUGCCAGGAUUACAAAAUAUUAUGAAACAACUUCAACAGGGUGCAGCGGGAGGACCCUUAAUGAUGUGAAUGUAGGAUUACCAGUACCUGCUUUACGUUUAAGUUUAUGUACAUCAAGUGUCAUUGAAUCAUUCCGUAUCGGUGCAAACACACGACAGCGAAAGUUUCAUAUGAAAUGCUGUGCAAAGCGUUUAACAUAUACGUGUAAAAUCAUUUUAUAUACCUUGCACAUUGCAAAAUACUUGAUGCACGACUUUCGCCGUCAUGUAUUUGGUUAUUUGAAAAAUGAUACAAUAACACUUGAUAUAUAGAAAAUGUUUAUUGUAGAGAUGUUAAGUUGCAGGCAGGUGAUUUUACUCAAAUGAAUGUUUAAGUAAAAUUAUAUUUGAUAAUAAAGUAAUGAUAUAAUAAUCAAAUGA
Messenger RNA from Apis dorsata (giant honeybee), 2101 nucleotides. RefSeq names its product signal recognition particle 54 kDa protein (gene Srp54k). Gene Ontology annotation, molecular function: GTPase activity; GTP binding; ATP hydrolysis activity. Gene Ontology annotation, cellular component: cytosol; signal recognition particle, endoplasmic reticulum targeting. The record is from RefSeq and is a predicted model, not a curated record. The coding region runs from base 255 to 1751 and encodes 498 amino acids. Gene Ontology annotation, biological process: SRP-dependent cotranslational protein targeting to membrane; SRP-dependent cotranslational protein targeting to membrane, translocation. Lineage: Eukaryota; Metazoa; Arthropoda; Insecta; Hymenoptera; Apidae. The transcript has 9 exons.